AUGAGAAGUAUGCUGAUGAGUAUUUUAAGCAGUGUGAUGUUUCUAUUAAGCAACAAUACCUUUGUGAUUGGUAGAGUAAGAUGUGAAGAUACUAUAAGUAGGGAAGAGGUCUCUGCUUUAAUAAAAGAAUCCAAUUCAUUAUUUAAAAAAUUUCAAGUUUGUUUUUUAAAAAGAGUUUUAGAAAACAUAAAAGAGAAUAAUGAAAAGUUUUUUGCUAAGAAAAAAGGUUUAAAAGUUUGUCUUCCUAUGUUAAAUAAGAUUAAAUUUGAUGAUGAAAAUUAUAAAAAAAAUAUAAUUGAUUUUUUUAACAAUUUAUUUGGAGUAGUAAAUAAUGACAAAAAUUUUAUUUGUAGUGAAUUAUCGAAAAAAGACGAGAUUGAUUUUUUAGAAUCUAUAGAUUCACACACCUUAGAAAUAGCUGAGAAAAUGUUUUCGGAAUAUAAAUAUGGAACUGUUCAAACUUUAAGUGAUGAUAAGGAGAGAAAAAGAUCAUUAGAAAUAAACAUUGAAAUUUUUAAUUCAUAUGCAGCGGUAUUUAAACAAUUAAAGUUUUUAGAACAUGAUAAUAAAUAUAAAAAAUACAAUAAAAUUAGAGAAGAUCGCAACAAAGAUUCUUUAGAGUCAAAUUCUGAUUCAAACUCUGAAUGGUUUACUGAUUGUUUGAAAAAUAAUCCAGGAUUAUCUAAAGAUGAUUUCACAAUAGUUGAUGAAUUAAUUAAAAUAAUUAAUUAUUAUAAUAUAAAGGUUGAUAAUAUUUAUAGAUAUGGUGAGAAAACAUUUGAAACGGAACUAUUUUAUUGUGAAAAAGAUUUUGAAGAGAUAAAAAACAAGUUUAAUAUUGAUUUAAAGAAGUAUGAGGAAAGGUGGAAAAAAAAUAAAUAUUUAAGUCUUGUAGUUUCUGAAGUUCUAGAAUUACUAAAUGAAUGUUUACUUGUUUUAAAUAAGAAAAGAUGUAAGUUAAUAGAUAAAAAAAUAUCAACUUUAGACUUAAUUUUAAAGAUUAAAGAUAGAAAAUCCCAAUCUACAAUGAUUAGAAAUUCUGAUGAAAUUUUAAAAAUACUUAACGAAAUUGAAGAUAAAAUAAUUGAAUUUUAUGAUAAUCUUGAUUCUAAUGACUCUUUGAAUAAUUAA
This is a messenger RNA of Hepatospora eriocheir, 1131 nucleotides long. NCBI's taxonomy places the organism in Eukaryota, Fungi, Microsporidia, Hepatosporidae. The record is from the annotation of a GenBank genome assembly.